AAAACGAUUACGUAACAUACAUUAAUAUAAUUGAACUUUUAACACACACAAAAUAUACAUAUUAUAUGCAAAGAGCUAAGUCAAUGCUUGAAGUUUUUUUUUUAUAUCCCACCCCUCUAAUUCUUACACCACUGAUAUACACAAUACUAUGUGCUCUUUACAUCGCUUGGUUGACCUCUAUGAAAGCGACCCUUGAUCCUUGUUUACCUUUGAAUAUACACGCAUAUCUCCGAGCCGAACGAAGCAAGCAAGGUUGAACAUCGGAUUAAUAUUAUUCACUCUGAAAGUAAAGAAAUAUAUUAAGAUGACGGCUUUGGCAGGUCUUCCAUCUGAUUUCGGCUAUGUGAUCCUCACAGCUGUGGCUAGUGCUAUCAUGGUCGGCUACUUGGCAGAGAGAGUCUCAUUUGCUCGUAAGGCACAUAAAGUAGAGUAUCCCACGUUUUACAGCCCAGAUAAUCAGCUGUUUAACUGUUUCCAACGAGCUCAUGCGAACACAUUGGAGAAUUAUCCUCAAUUCCUCAUGUUGCUGUUUCUAGCUGGUAUUGGAUUUCCGAGAGCUUCAUCGAUCCUUGGAGUCAUCUAUAUCGUGGGUCGCAUCAGCUAUGCCCAUGGAUACUACACGGGAGAUCCAAGCAAGAGAAUGAGAGGAGUUUAUGGGUACAUCGGUCUUCUUGGUCUGCUCGGUCUAUCUGUCACAAACGCACUUCGACUUCUUGAGUUUAUUUAAAUCAACAUUCUAAGCAAAGACUUAAAGCCUUGGUCACAACUAAUCGCAUUUACAUUUUGUCACUAAAAGAAAUGGCAAUCGCUCAUCACCAUCCCGCCCCUCUCAUUUCGCCAAAAUUUCAGGUUUUUCCCCUUUUUUUAAUCAAGAUUGCGACCAAAAUCACCAAAAAAUAGUUAAGUCUUGUAACCUUUUUUUUUUUAUUUGAUGUAACGUUAACGUAAUACUAUUGGUUAUUCUUUUGAUAUAAAUUGCAUAUUAAGUCGUGGAGGGAACUAAUCUAUCAUUGUUAUUUUUUAGUUGUAUCGAUUUUGUCCAUAAAAAAUUGGUUGUUUUGCAUUUAUAACAGAGUGUUGCAUUUUCGUAAUCUCCCCAUGAAUGAAAUCGCGAAAUCUUUCAACCGGUUUUGUUUGUUCUUUCUAAUAGAAUUGCAUAUGGAAUAUAUAUGGUCAUAUCUAAGCCAUAUAUAACUGCUUUUCUUCUAUCUCGAGUCUAUGAAGACUAUAACAGAGUGUUAUACGCAAUUUAUUAUCUUCUUUCUUUUGCUAUGACUAACUAAAAAUAGGACUCAUUAAUGAGGUACGUAAGCUGACCAACCACAAAACCCGGCGAACUGAAAUAAUUUCAUUGAGUCUUGAAAAAUUCCAUUGCUUCAAACUUUCUUUCUUUUUCUUGAAAUGUAAAUGUAUUAUAUACGUUUGCCAAAGUAAUACAUUUUAUCUGGGCAUAACGACUGUGUUAUUUGAUUCCAAUCAAACUAAUAUAUUGUGUGGAUUAUUUCAGGUGAUUUUAUAAUAAAAGUAUUAACAAUCGAAGAA
Messenger RNA from Lytechinus pictus (painted urchin), 1542 nucleotides. Its product is annotated as glutathione S-transferase 3, mitochondrial-like. Gene Ontology annotation, molecular function: glutathione peroxidase activity; glutathione transferase activity. Gene Ontology annotation, cellular component: nuclear envelope; membrane; endoplasmic reticulum. The transcript has 6 exons. The record is from RefSeq and is a predicted model, not a curated record. Bases 305 to 727 code for a protein of 140 amino acids. NCBI's taxonomy places the organism in Eukaryota, Metazoa, Echinodermata, Echinoidea, Temnopleuroida, Toxopneustidae.